Danio rerio (zebrafish) is the source of this 586-nucleotide messenger RNA. RefSeq names its product discs large MAGUK scaffold protein 1a (gene dlg1a). Gene Ontology annotation, cellular component: neuromuscular junction; neuron projection; endoplasmic reticulum membrane. NCBI's taxonomy places the organism in Eukaryota, Metazoa, Chordata, Actinopteri, Cypriniformes, Danionidae. The record is from RefSeq and is marked validated. Gene Ontology annotation, molecular function: transferase activity; kinase binding; kinase activity. Gene Ontology annotation, biological process: maintenance of postsynaptic density structure; chemical synaptic transmission.
AAGUUCCUUGAAAGGUCCUGCUCCAUCUGACCUGUUAUGAAUGAAGAGAUCGUUUAUAGUUUUCAUCAGACUGUCGGAUUGUUUAUAUCGAGCUUUCACUCUCGCAUGUCAGAUUGACCCGGUCAGCGAUCACCGGUGAUUGUGGGUCACUGCGAAAUCAAAGCGACUCGACCGAAAGUGAAAGUGAUCCGUCAUUCUUCCCAAUGCUUGACGCCAGUCGCUUCAUUUAGUUUAGGGGUUUAAUCUUUGAAUCUUCAUCAUGCCUGUGAGACAGAAAGAUGCUCAGCGGGCACUGCAGCUUUUGGAGGAAUACCAAACUAAACUCAGUCAGACUGGAGAUCCUCAUCUCAGACUGUCAAUCGAGAGGGUCAUAAACAUAUUUAAGAGUACACUUUUCCAGGCUCUUGUAGACAUCCAGGAAUAUUAUGAAGUGAGCCUUCAGGAUACUGAGGAUAAACCCAUAGAGGAUUCAAGCCUUAAAAGCAGAGAGUCAUUUCCUCCUGUUAAUGAAUGGAAUCUCAGUGUCCCUCCCAGCACUACUGGACCAACAGAACCGGUGCCCAUCAAUCUUCCUCAAACAGAAGAG